AUGGCGUCUAACGGUAGCAUUUUUCUCUAUAUAACUGGAGGGUGGACCUUGUGGGUUCCAGGGCACACACCAGCGCCAGGGGAAAACGGGCCUGUGCACAUCCUGAACUUCGUCUCCCCACGCGAGCUCUCUCGUUCUUUUUACCUGUUUGAUAUGCCCAUUCAGCUGGUAAACGACUCCAGAGCAGCAGCGAUGAUUCCUGGGGGAAAGACACCUGAGGAAGUAGUUGCUGCUGUGGAGGAACUGCGUCGGGUAUGCGCGAAUGAUCAAAGCAUUCUUAUUGGGCGAUGCUAUGAUCCCAACAAGCCGCCACCACGGCAUCAACAGCCGCAAUACUCGAAUGCUUCAGGGGUGGGAGGAGAUGCUUUCGCCAUGUCCCAGACCUCAUCCCAAAAUGUUGCAGGCGCAAACCCGAAUCAGGCCCUUUUUCUGCAGCUUCUCCAGCAACAGCAGUGUGGGGCAAUGUCAUCGCAAGUCUCUCCGCUCCGUCAGCCGCCUCCAAUGGCGUUCAAUCAUGGCGCCAUGAUGGGUGGUGUAACUGCGGGUGCUUUUGUGGGAAAUAUGAUGAACGGCGCUGGAAUGAUGUCUGCUGCCCCCCAACUUGGGUUCGGUAGUGGCAAUUACUUCAAUCCUAUGAUGCCGAUAGGGCGCGGUGCGGGACUAAUGCCGGCGCCCAACGCAUACGGUGCUGCACCAUCGAGGAGAGCGGCACCGCCGAUGAUGGGGGGUCGAGGUGGCGGCAGGGGGUUUCCGUCCCACAGUCCAUUUCAAGCGCCAGCGCGGGACCAGCCGGAGCCUCUGCCGGACCUUCCACCCAUCCCACCGGAAAUUCUCGAGAUAUAUAUGAACCCGCAGCAGAAACUUAUGUGCUCAACUAUGCCGGGAGCACGCAUCACGGCUUGGUUGCGCGAGCACGAGAUUCCCACCGAGACGAAAAACCCAAGGUAUGUGUUCUGUAAGGGCGGUAUUGUGUUAAUGCUCAAGACAGUAGGGGAGGAAGUGGCGAACAGCAAGCCGGUGGAGCUUUUUGAUCAGCAACUCUGUGCACAUUUCCUAAUUCACAAUUACUGCUCGCGCAGUAAUUGUCUCCACCGGCACCACACUGAGGUACAGCUGCGGCAGCUCAUCGCCGCGAAGCACGUGGAACUGAGGUCCAUGACAAAGAAGGAACGUCACCGUCUCAGCGAGGAGGUGCUGGCGAAGGAAAGGGAAGGCCGCGCGCGUGCAGACGAAGAGCGUGACCAGCGUAAGGAGCGCAUGGAAGGCAAGAGGCGGCGUGAGGGCGGUGUAGGGAGUGGUGAUGCUGUUCAUUCUGCUCCUGUUGCAGCUGCUGGUAUUAGUGGUGGUGUGCUGUCAUCCACUGGUUUCUCGCGGCCGCCGCUCUCACACGUCGAUGUUGGUAGCUCAGAUGAAGAAAAGGACUCUGACAAAAAGUCAAAAGAAUCACGCGAUGAACAGCUCACUAACGAGGAGAGGGGUGGGAGUCACGAGGAGAAACAGUCAAAACAACAGCAACGGCAGGUGGUGCAGAAGUCGGUGGCGUCACGGCGAGGUGGGCCGAUCCCGUCCCGUCGUGUGGUGAACCCAGCUGACAUCGGUGUCACCGACAGCGACAGCGACAGUGACAGUGACAGUGACGGCGAGAACUCGUCCACGUCGUCAUCAUCUGCAAGUCCAUCCGAACCUGCGGUAUCAGAUACCGCCAAGAAAGCCACCGAUGCGAAGAUCGGCACUCCCAAGGACACGGAUGGGGAGGUAAAAGUGAAGGAAUGCGUGGAGCCCACGGCAGAAGCGGAGAAAGAAGCGUUGAUGGAGCCCACGGCAGAAGCGGAGAAAGAAGCGUUGAUGGAGCCCACGGCAGAAGCGGAGAAAGAAGCGUUGAUGGAGCCCACGGCAGAAGCGGAGAAAGAAGCGUUGAUGGAGCCCACAGCAGAAGCAGAAGAAGGUGCAUCCAUGGGGCAGGAGACGUCUCAUCAGCUGGAGCUGAUAGAGAAGAACACAGGCGAGGGCGGGGGCACAGAAGCAAAGCUUCCGCCGCAGGAUGAGGGGGAGAAUAAGCAGCAAACAACAAUGACGGCAGAGGCGAGCGAAAAGCCUGGCGAAGAGCAAGCACAGGGGGCGAUCGCCCCGGAGGAUCCAGUGGAUGACGACGAUAGUAAGAAAAAGAGAAAAACGAAGAAAAAGGGUCCUGUCGCAAAGCGGCCGCAUUCUGGUGGGGCGAAAACUUCUUCUGCCAAGGCCAAGCAAUCAAAGAAGUGA
Molecule: messenger RNA, 2259 nt
Organism: Trypanosoma grayi
Lineage: Eukaryota; Euglenozoa; Kinetoplastea; Trypanosomatida; Trypanosomatidae
Exons: 1
Coding region: 1-2259 (752 amino acids)
Molecular function (GO): metal ion binding
Source: RefSeq, a predicted model, not a curated record